GGUGCCGGAUGAGGCCGCCCUUCUCCUUCCGGGGCGCCCGCUAUGGUCGCCGGGUUGGGGCGGAGGCAAGAUGGCAGCGGGGUGGCUGUGCCGGCGGCUGUGCCAGGGAUCAGCUUUUCCUGUCAGUUAUGCAAGCAGAAUUAUGCAAAAGCAGUGUUUUCUUCUAAACUCCAGCUUGGGAGCACGACUGGCUGGAUCCCAUGUUGAUACACAGGAGCCUAAGACUAAUCCUUUGGUAUCUAUUUCGGAUGAGCCAGAAAUACUGUACAAGAGAUUAUCCCUUCUAGUUAAAGGCCACGAUAGAGCUGUGUUGGACAGCUAUGAAUAUUUUGCAGUGCUUGCAGCUAAAGAACUUGGCAUCUCUAUUGAAAAAGUAUAUAACCCUCCAAAGAAGAUAGAACGACUGACACUCUUAAAAUCCGUACAUAUUUACAAGAAGCACAGAGUUCAGUAUGAAAUGAGAACACAUUACCUGUGUUUGGAGUUAAAAUACAUAACGGGCAGUACUGCUGCAGUUUACUUGGAGUAUGUGCAACGAAACUUACCCGAAGGGGUGGCCAUGGAAGUAAAAAAGACUAAGAUAGAGAAAGUACCAGAACACAUUAAGGAACCAGUUUGGGAUACAGCACCUCAAGUAGAAGAAACUCAAGUCAAGUCAUGAACUUACCAGGUUAGAAGGAAGGACACAGCUGCAGGAAUCUGCUCCAGUAUUAAGGGAGUGCUCGGAUCUGACUGCUAUUAAAAGAAUUUACGGAAGGAAUAGCCAACUGGGUCACAGGACAAGCCAACUAGAGAGGCUGGAUCGUUCUUCCCGAGCACUCAAAGCUCUAUGCAGUCACAAAAGCAAAGAAGUCCAGUGUUGUUAUCAGAUAGAAAUGGACAUUCUUAAUGGGAAACAGCUGGAAGACAAGAAACCAGGCUUGUGCUUGAAGAUUAUCUGCAUUUUCUAGCUGUAGAGAGACCCAAAGCUGUUCCAGAAGAAAUACUUCAUGACAGUCAACAGUCAAUGUUGCUGGUAUCACUCGUGAUAGAGAGGAAGCUGAUAGAGCAUACAGCUUCGUUGUAUGUUGGGAAAAGCCAGUGUGCUUUCAGAGCGAUCUCUGGACCUUAACUCUGUUUUCAGAGCUGUAGCUAACUGCCAUCACAGGGCAUCUCCACCCUGAGAAAGCAGAAUGCCCUGUGCAGCAUCUGGUGUUACAGACCCGUGUUGACUAACAGUGCCAUCUACUAACCCCACUAGGCCACACUUCUCAUCCAUAUGUUUCCCUGUAUGAAACUUCCUCCCUUUUAAGAUUGUGAUCCUUCCCUGCAUCCUCCAUCUUCCCCUUCACAUUUAGGUGUUUCCUAAAGCAUAGCAACAUCUUUGUCUUUAUCUCUACUUAUGCAUUUGCAUAACACUGUAACCGUGCAAUACACUCUGAUCAUCUUUUGCUGUCCACUAAUGUGGCUUCUGACUUUCACAGUAUGGUUAUGAUCCUCAUUUACAAAACUUUGGAUAAACUAUUUUCAUUCUUCUUUU
Messenger RNA from Pezoporus occidentalis (night parrot), 1519 nucleotides. It is a transcript of the gene MRPS10, whose product is annotated as mitochondrial ribosomal protein S10. The coding region runs from base 71 to 661 and encodes 196 amino acids. The record is from RefSeq and is a predicted model, not a curated record. The transcript has 8 exons. Gene Ontology annotation, biological process: translation. Gene Ontology annotation, molecular function: structural constituent of ribosome. Gene Ontology annotation, cellular component: ribosome; mitochondrion; mitochondrial small ribosomal subunit. Lineage: Eukaryota; Metazoa; Chordata; Aves; Psittaciformes; Psittacidae.